This is a messenger RNA of Chanos chanos (milkfish), 4632 nucleotides long. It is a transcript of the gene fchsd2, whose product is annotated as FCH and double SH3 domains 2. Gene Ontology annotation, molecular function: protein binding. NCBI's taxonomy places the organism in Eukaryota, Metazoa, Chordata, Actinopteri, Gonorynchiformes, Chanidae. The record is from RefSeq and is a predicted model, not a curated record. Gene Ontology annotation, cellular component: recycling endosome; neuromuscular junction. Gene Ontology annotation, biological process: regulation of actin filament polymerization; neuromuscular synaptic transmission.
CUCCUCUCUUCCCGUGGUUGAAGGCGCUUUAUGUUUUUUAUUUUACUGAGGGGUUCUCAGCCCUGAUAUCUGCCGGAAUUACUCAUUCAUGUCAGUGCUCAAACAUGCAGCCGCCACCAAGAAAGGUCAAAGUGACACAGGAAUUGAAGAACACACACACAGAGCAGUUUACCAGGCUGCAUCUGAAACACCAGACAGAAUGUGACUUGCUGGAAGACAUGAGGACGUACAGUCAAAAGAAGGCUGGUCUGGAGAGGGACUAUGCACAGGCCCUGCAGAAGCUGGCGACCCAAUACUUAAAGCGAGACUGGCCAGGAAUCAAACCAGACGACCAGCGAACCGACUACAGGAAUGUGUAUGGGGUGUGGAGAGCAUAUCUGGAAGGCACAGUCCAGGUGACCCAAUCACGCAUCAACAUCUCUGACAACUAUAGGAGCGAGAUCUCAGACCCCGCAAAAACUGUCCGACUCUACAAAGAACAACAGCUGAAGAAGUGUAUGGAGCAGCUCAGUCGGAUGCAGGCGGAGUUGCAGGACUCUGUGAAGGACUUGGCCAAGUCCAAGAAGAAGUACUUUGAGCUGGAGCAGAUGGCCCAAGCCGUGCGGGAGAAAGCUGACAUCGAGGCCAAGUCCAAAUUGAGUCUGUUCCAGUCCAGGAUAAGUUUACAGAAAGCUAGUGUGAAGUUGAAAGCCAAGAGAAAUGACUGCAACUCCAAAGCCACGCACGCCCGAAACGACUACCUACUCACUCUGGCCGCAGCUAAUGCACACCACAGCCGCUACUACCAAACAGACCUGCUCAACUGCAUCAAGGCUCUGGAUGGUAAUGUUUAUGAUCACGUUAAGGAUUAUUUGAUAGCGUUUUGCCGGACAGAGCUGGAAGCCUUCCAAGCCAUUCACAACACAUUCCAGUUUCUCCUAGACAAGUCCAGUCGAGUCAUGCAGGAUUUCAACCAGCAGCUGUUCCUACAGGAGAACUCCGUUUUCCAUAAACCACACGACUUCCAGUUCCAGCCCAGUGACAGUGACGUGAGCCGGCAGCUGGAAUCAGAGACGGGUACUACAGAGGAGCACAGCCUAAAUAAGGAGGCUAGGAAGUGGGCAACGCGGGUCGCCCGAGAGCACAAAAAUAUUAUUCACUUUAAGAGGAUCCUGGAGGAGUGUGAGACACAUGGGAUUCCUCCAUCUGAACAAGGCCGUGCAGACCUGGAGCUGAAAAUUGAGGAGGCCAAAGAGAAUAUCCGCAAGGCGGAGAUUUUUAAGCUGAAGGCCGAGGCUCGUCUUGACCUCUUGAGGCAGGUGGGAGUUUCCGUGGAUACCUGGCUAAAGAGCGCUAUGAACCAGGUAAUGGAGGAGCUAGAGAACGAACGCUGGGCGGCACUGCCAACUCUCACUACCCACGAUCCUUCACUCUCGACAGCGGUUGAAUUUGACAGAGAGGACGGGGAGGAGGUGGAGGAGAACAUGGAGGUGUUUGAUGACAGCAGUUCGAGUCCCUCUGGAACCCUGAGAAGCUACCCUCUGACCUGUAAGGUGGUCUACUCCUACAAGGCGUCUCAGCCAGAUGAAUUGACUAUUGAUGAGCAGGAGAUUCUGGAGGUGAUAGAAGAUGGAGACAUGGAGGACUGGGUGAAGGCACGCAAUAAAACAGGCCAAGUGGGCUAUGUACCAGAGAAAUACCUGCAGUUUCCGACCUCUAACAGUGUACUGAGCAUGCUCCAGUCUCUGGCCGCCCUGGACACACGCUCACACACCUCCAGCAACUCCACAGAGACAGAGCUGGCAUCAGGCAGCGUCAACGGAGACAUGAGCAUGAGCUUUGUGAAGGCCCUGUAUGACUAUGAGGGCCAGACAGCAGAUGAGUUGUCCUUCCCUGAGGGGGCUGUCAUCCGUAUCCUCAAUAAGGAUAACCAGGAGGACGAUGGUUUCUGGGAGGGCGAGUUUAACGGCCAUGUGGGGGUGUUCCCAUCCGUGCUGGUGGAGGAUCUGAGUGCCUGUGAGAACGGAGAGACACACUGGGCUUCAGACAGCCAGGUGACUCCCAAUCUGAAGCCUCAUUCCUCGCUCCCCCCCCUGCCUCUGUACGACCAGCCGCCCCCCUGCAGCCCAUACCCCAGCCCCGACACCAGCUCCGCCCCCCCCUCCAUCAACGGACAGCACAAACUGCCCAUCCCACACAAAGUCCCUGUCCACAAUCACAGUUCCACCCUGAGUCCUGAUGGUGCAGGUUUCUCCCCGCUCCCCCGCUUCACUCCAGACACUGCCGGACCGGGCAGACUACGGCCUGUCCGGGCAGCACCUCCUCCUCCGAAGCAGCAUCCCACAGGCAGGUGGAGAAGACAGAGGAGGUGGAGAUCACGCUGGUUUAAGGGUGCUGGCCUGGAGCCUGCUCCUGUCUCCUGAAUCGCUCCCAGACUUUUUAGGGUGGGGUUUGGAAUAAGCCCCUCCCACACACAAAACAAGAUGAUUGGAAAACAUCUCCCCAACAACACAGACUGUUUUGUGCCUUCAUCCCCUUUUAGGCCAGACCAAAAAACUCGAACCCUUGCAUUUUUAGUCAUUCUGUGAUGAAAAGGAUAAAACAUCAGUUUCAAAUGCACAUUCCAACUUUGGUACAAAAGUAGGAAAUUGUAGCCCAUUGGUGAGAGUGAGACAUGAAAAAAUCCCAGCACAUAAUGACUGCUGCUGAUACACCCUGCCUUUACACAGAGACCUGUCCAGCGCUCUACUCGUCCACCCAGACAUUAACAUGUAUUAACUGCGAUUCAAGGACAGUUAUGAGGUAAAGGUAGAGAUGGUAUGACACUGAGAGACAUGUCUGGCUUGCUCUUCAUAUGAGUGGGCAUUUCGGCAGUGGAUAAUGCAAUACUGGGUUGUUAAGAUAGGGGGUGCUGUUGGAAGGACAGAAUAAGGUGGGAAGCUGAGGUUGCCCUUCCACAUUUAAUCAUACCACACAUAUUUAAUAUGCUUUACUAUGGCACAUCACUCUUGUCAUACCAUACAGAAUAUAUCUGACAGGUCCGCACACAGCAUCACAUAGCUAUAGCACAUUUUGAGAGGGAAUUACACAUAAAAGAGAAAUGGAGAUAGAGAGAGAGAGAGAGAGAGAGAGAGGAGGCUGGAUCCUUCCUCUCAUUUUCUGCUCCUCCAGCUCCCUCCAUCCUUUCCCUUUAUACCUCACUCCUCUCUGGUCAAUCCAAAAUGGCGAGUUCUAAUUGUAAGAUUGUGUCUCUUCCCAGCUAUGCGCCAUGACUUCUGUUCUCUGUGUGUAUCAGUAAUAUGUGGUUCCCCAAAGUUACAACGUGGAGAAAGCUUUUGGUCGUAAGUGUGAAAAGUCUCGUUUUAGAGUGAACUGGAUGACCUGUAAUGGUUACCAACCAGUCACUUUGACACACCUCUUCACACUGGGUCCUAAUCAUUUCUAUAUGCCAAUCAAUAUCAGAGCAUUAGUUGAAGUGCAUCACUUUUACAAAUUUCUCUCUGUCUCUCUGAUAUGACAUUAGCAGUGUUUGACGAGUGAGAGGUUUGUGCUUUUGGUUGACCUGGUUCAUCGUUGUUGCAGUAUUUAAGUGAGUGUUCACGUACAAAACUCUGUGACAGAAGUGCAGGUUUUGUGUAAAACAGGAGUAGAGUAGAAUAGCCACACAGGGUGACUAUCUGCAUGUGACUGUAACUAUGAGAGACAUAAAACAGAAGACUCUCCCAGUGGUUUCUCCCUUUAUGAAACGGGCAGCCAGAUUCUCUCCACUUCUGUAAUGUCAAAUCACCUUUUUUUCCUUUUUUCUUUUACUCUCUAACAGAAAGCACCAGAAUGUUGUCUCGGUAAAGAUACUUCACAGUCAAACAUCCCAGCAGUAACCUUGUACUCUUACAACAAGACCUUCUCCUGCCAUUUAUGUCAUCAUUAAUCACAUGAAUUAAUGUUUUUUCCUGUAAUGUUUUAAACCAUAUUUUGAACACUUUAAUAUGUUAUCUCUGCACUUUUCUGGAGUUUUGUUAGUGUCUGUUCUCUGUGUUUCUGUGAUGGCUUUUCUCAUAUGGCUGCCCCUUGCCAGUGUUGUUCUAGGUUGCCCACUGUUGUGCGUGCGUGCGCAUACGUGUGCAUGCGAGCAUGCAUGCUCGUGUGUGUGUGUGUGUGUGUGUGUGUGUGUGUGUUGCUGAUUGUUUUUCCCCAUAUAGUAUGAUACAGAGCCAAGUUCUGGUGGUGUCUCCUGCACUGCUGACUGCUGGCUCAGUGGAACCUGUUUUCCUUGGAGAGUGAGAUUGAUGGUUGCAUUUACACAGAAAAACAAAAAGAUUGAUAGAGAAUUCUAAGAAGAAACCUAAAGGAAUAUUGAAUAUGAAAAGAAUGUUGAUUUAAAAGUUGAAAAAGAGCAUCUUUGUUUUUGAGAGUUGUUUUUAAUCAGAGAGUGAUAUUGGACUGUCCUCUGUCUAUCAUAGCCUCUAUUCUUGUUGAUCUCUUUGAGAUCUUUUGAAUGUUUAUCAAACUUGUUUUGAAGUUUAUGGUUUACAGCAGUAUUCAUCUAGUAAGAAAGCUGUUCUCACUCCAGAAAACAAAUUCCAACUUUAUGAUUUUUUUCUGUUUUUCUCUUUGGCCAGUUACCGUAUCUACAAUACACCAUAUGUACCUGAA